Molecule: messenger RNA, 4136 nt
Organism: Athalia rosae (coleseed sawfly)
Lineage: Eukaryota; Metazoa; Arthropoda; Insecta; Hymenoptera; Athaliidae
Product: solute carrier family 2, facilitated glucose transporter member 1-like
Exons: 5
Coding region: 587-2020 (477 amino acids)
Biological process (GO): monosaccharide transmembrane transport
Cellular component (GO): membrane
Molecular function (GO): hexose transmembrane transporter activity
Source: RefSeq, a predicted model, not a curated record
AGUCCACAUGAGAGUUGGGAGUUCGGACUUUAUCCGUCAGUUGUACAGAAUCCCUGGAUUCGCGCGUGUCCAUCCUCUUCACCACCUGAACAGAAAUAUAUAUUUCAUAUUCAUGAAUAUCUGACGUGUAUCGAAUAUAACCGCGAUUGUAUUUCCGGAUCUAUACAGUGAAUCUAAUCGUUCGAAUUAUUGAUAAAAAAUUUUGUGAAAUCAGCACCGCGGUGCCGAUCGUCGUCGUCGUCGUAUCGAUUUUAUAUAUUUUCGGCAAAUUUAUGCAUUUGAAAAAACAGUAACACCGUUUUAGAUAAAUAAACGAACGAUUGAAUAAUUUUUUGCGGUACAAUAAUAAAUGGGAUUAUAAAGUCGGAUAGAUUAAUAUCAAAUUUUCAAUUAAGUGUAUAUAUGAACAGCCGUUGAUCGAUCGACGAUCACAAUAAUUACUUGAUCGUGGAAAAUUUUUGUCAUUUGUACUUUUUUCCGACUUCUUUAUUUUUCACCGAUAGAUUCGAACGGGAAACGACGAAAAUUUUCAAAAUAUAACUCGCAAGGUAUCUCGCACGCGCACGUCGAUAUAAUCAAUCGAACGAUGAGUCCGUUGGACGCAAAGGGCUUCAAUGGGCGUCUCGCUUUCGCGAUCGCGGCGGCAGCCCUUGGCUCCUCUUUUCAACAUGGUUACAACACCGGCGUCGUCAAUGCUCCACAACAGCUCAUCGAGGAAUGGAUCACUCAGGUGUCAGAGAAUCGAACUGGAACACCUCCGACACAAACACAAGUGACGUUGAUAUGGUCGAUAGCGGUAGCUAUAUUCUGCGUCGGUGGAAUGAUCGGUGGAUCAUUGAUCAGCGUGGUGUCCGAUAGAUUCGGAAGAAAGGGUGGGCUACUUUGGAACAACAUCCUGGUACUUUUCGCCGUGAUUUUCGAAGGUUCGGCAAAGGCCGCUGGAAGCUACGAGAUGUUGAUUAUCGGCAGAUUUUUAAUCGGCAUAAAUUCCGGUCUGAACGCCGGUCUGACGCCGAUGUACCUCGCCGAAAUAUCACCCGUUCACUUACGAGGCGCCGUUGGGACCGUGUAUCAGCUCGUGAUUACCAUCUCAAUUUUAUGCUCGCAAAUUCUCGGAUUGGGAAAAGUUCUCGGCACGCCCAACCAAUGGCCGUUGCUUCUUUCGCUCACCAUAGUUCCCGGAUUCUUCCAACUCGCGACAUUGCCGAUCUGCCCCGAGAGCCCGAAAUAUCUUCUCCUCAGCAAAGGAAAAGACCUUCAAGCGCAGCGAGCUUUGUCCUGGCUUCGCGGUACGAUCGAAGUCCAGGAUGAGAUGGAGGAGAUGCGAUCGGAAUACGAGUCGAUGAAAAUGGUACCGCGAGUGACUCUCAAGGAACUUUUCGUUAACUCGGCUCUUCGAAUUCCCAUUAUUAUUUCCAUAGUCAUUAUGAUCGCCCAACAAUUUUCCGGCAUCAAUGCCGUGAUGUUCUUCUCAACGAAGAUAUUCACCAUGGCAAAACUUGAAGAAGAGGCGGCCCAGUACGCCACCCUUGGUACGGGCGCGACGAACGUCGUCAUGACACUCGUAUCUCUUGUCCUCGUCGAAAGAGCCGGAAGAAAAACACUGUUACUUUCUGGUUUUUGCGGAAUGUUCGUCAGCACGAUCAUCCUCACCAUAUGCCUAGCAUUUGUUGGUUCCGCCUCCUGGAUAGCCAAUCUGUCGAUCGUCGUCGUCCUCGUGUUCGUCGUCUUCUUCGCAAUUGGGCCGGGAAGUAUCCCGUGGUUUUUGGUAUCGGAAUUAUUUACGCAAUCGGCGAGACCGGCGGCCACUUCUGUCGCUAUCGCAGUUAACUGGACGGCCAAUUUCAUCGUUAGCAUCGGAUUUUUACCCCUGCAAGAAGCCAUGGGCAGUUACGUGUUCCUUAUAUUCGCCUGUCUCCAAAUGGUCUUUAUCCUCUUCGUUUACAAGAAAGUACCGGAAACGAGGAACAAAACUAUGGAAGAAAUAAGCAGCAUGUUUAGGCAGAUUUCUUACCAAUGAAAAAUUCGUCGAGGUCAGCAGUAAUGGUGAUUUGCAGGGAGAAAUGACCCCGUGCACGACGACCUUGGCAUGAAUCCAACCACAUCAACGUUCGGAAUCCUGCUUGCUGAUGGUUCAUUUUAUCAGAUUAACCAAACUCGUUUCGAGAUUUUAUUUUGCUAAAACCGAUUGUCAUUCAUCGUUAUCGACUAAAAUAUUUCGGGCGCUGUCUCGAGAAUAAUAUACCGUCAGAAAGCAUGGAUUCCAAGAGAUGGUUGCGUUGCGGUAUCUGAUGUUUAACGAUGAAAAGAAAAACCCUAGUUCCUAUUUAUUUUUGAAACCGCAACUCAAUUAGAAAAAAAUAAAAGGAAACUGGCGUCGUAAGAUGCGGUAAUUUGAUAAAUGGAAAAACGCCAUAAGGCAUAGUGGUGUUUAGCGAAUGACGUGGUGGUUUGGUAUUUCCUCAUAUUGGGGGAAAACUUUGUUGUACAGCUUUGAAAGCUUUUGAAAGUUAUUUUUUUAAUACAAUCUAGUCGCGUGAAAAUACUUUUUCGGACGUUGUCUUGAGAGCGGAAACAUUCGAAUAUGUGAAAUUUAACAAAUAUUGUUUGUUGGAGACGAUAAAUUUUGGCUCUUAUCAUCUCGUUUGGAAACUUCGCGCUUAGUCCAGGUUCACAAUAAUAUCAAUUUUCAAAAACUUGUUGAACAGAAAUGAGAACGAAAAACAGAUUCGUAUACGAUGUCUGUAUGCGUUGUUAAUCAAGUUAAUGUUUGUUUUUCUCCUGUGUUGUCAAAAGAAAAAAAACAUCAAAAAUACUAUGACUUGGCAAUCAAUCAUUAGAUUGAUUAGCCAAAAUUCGACACUUUACAGACAUCAAUGUACUCAAAAAUCUCUGUGUCAUAAUUGUAAAUACAAAAUAUUAGUUUAGUGCUGAAAUAUAGAUAAUAGUUAUAUUUAUGUAUAGUGAUAACAUUAAUAAUAAGUAGAACGUGUAUAAUAAGAUCAUGCUACAUAUUUUGAGAAGACAGAAAAUAUUCGGUCAACAUAAAAAUAUAUGUAAGAGAAACAAAUAUUAUUUAUUCUAAAACAAAUCUGUCGAUAGACUCUCAGGAAUCAAAACGAAAAAAAAGGAAAAAGAUAAUCGACGUUAAUCCCGUAAAAUACUUUAACUUUGCUGUUAUUGUUUUCUACGAUUAACCGAUUCUGAAAAUGGUAUACAUACAUAUUUAGUGCUCAAAUAUUAUAUAAUUGUUUUCGAUUUAGAUGCGUUCGGGUUUAAAAAUCGACUAAAUUUGUUAUGAUGAAAAAUGAGAUUGAUCAAAAAAUUUGAAAAAAACCAGGUAUUUUUUCGAAAUUUAUCAUAGUUGUUGAUUAUGAAUUGAAGAAUUAGAUCAAGAGCUUGGGCCAAAAUUAGCAAUUUUACUAGUCGAUGUCGUUAAAAGUUGAGAAUGAAAAUAGGGUCGGCAGACUGCUUUUGAGCGUGAUUCUACAUGACAGUGGAACUGAUAACUGAUUCGAAAAAUUAUUUCUCCUAGAAAUAAUUUAUUGCAUUCGCCAAAAGAAAAAAACAAACAAAAAAUAAUUAAAUUUUAAUAAAAUAAAAUGACUGCGAGUCAGUCUCUAACCAAUUGUUAUGAUGUUGAAAUUUUUUUGUAUGCUUACAGAAUACGCCAAUUUAUUGAUUAUUGUAUAAGUUUUGCAACGCAGUUAUAGAAUUUAGUCUAGCAAGUGUUCUUUUAUAUAUGAGACGAGUGUCUUUAGUUAUUAUCAAACAUAUACAAUUUAGAACUGACAGAAAAAAAUGGCAACAAUCAUUACUUUGGCGCAGUAAGAAAACUGCGUGACACUUUAAGAACCGUAUUACAUCAGUUUCAUAGUAAUUGUACAUCCGAAUAUGAUAAUUUGUACUGUUAAAUAUAACCAUGACCGUUGUCAACGGUAUUUCAAUUCAUAAAAUCAUUGUAUUCGUACAACGCAACAAUAGGAGAUAUCAAGAACGUCGUAAACAUAGUAAUUAUCACAAUAUUUGGUGGUAUCACCUGUAUUGAAUGAAAUACACGUUGAAAUGUCAUUAGUUUUCGACGAGACAUCAGUAUGCAGUUGUACAAAUAAAAUAUAUUAAAAAAAAAGAAGAAA